Periconia digitata is the source of this 2055-nucleotide messenger RNA. The record is from the annotation of a GenBank genome assembly. NCBI's taxonomy places the organism in Eukaryota, Fungi, Ascomycota, Dothideomycetes, Pleosporales, Periconiaceae.
CGGUCACCUCGGAGAAAUAUCUUGUUUUCGUUUGAAGUCUUUGCCCACUCGCCCCACGCAAGCAUGGCGGACAUGUCGGAUCUGCCAUUGCUGCCACGGGCAAUCACGCAAGAAGAAGUUGAUACAUGCCAAUUGGCUGAUAUGGUUCCCGAUGAUCAGGUCAAGAGAAUCCUUCUCAGUACCGCGGCCGAUCUUCUUGACAUCUUGUCCCAACCCGGCAUCUUUGGAACCCUCGACAAAGACCCGUACAUGCCUUCGCUCGAGACUCUGUUCACACGUCUGCGGGACGGUUAUCUUGCACCAUCGCCACUGAAAUCCGUUCGAAUCAACAAAAAGAAAGUCGCCACGCGUAUGGGCCCGCAAGCUCCUACACCACCCAUACUGCGACCACUUGCAGACUACGAGCACCUAUACUACGCGCUUCUCCACAAGAUUCAAGACGCCCACGGAUUGCUUAGAGUACGUCUUCAAAACUCCUUCAACAGUCCAAGGUCACCCAUCAUUGCGUCUGCCCGUUACAGCAAGGGCUUCUUCUACGAUUGGCUGCUACAACAAUAUGAUGCGCUGAAUAACGCUUCUCUGGUCGCUCCGCUCGAUCAAUCCAUCAAGCUGGGUCGGAAAAAAGCAAUGCAGAAGGAGAUCAUAGCCCGAUUGGCAAAGGGCCCACUCACUGCGGUGGACUACGAUACCUUCGUCAAAGACUUGUAUGUGACUUCUCCGUACAAAGGCAUCAAAGGAUUGAGGUGGGAUAUCAUCGGGGCUAGUCCAGCCAUGAUAAGUGGUCUACUAGCAGAGAUCUACCUCACCACAUUCGAAGUGGAGAAGGUUAUGAAAGGAAGAGACUCGGAGGUCACGAAGGGCCAAGAGAUCAAACCACCCGCUCAGCAGGGCCAAGAGAGCAAAACACCCACUCAACAGGGUCAAGAGCUUAAGGUUAGCAAAAAGCGAGCCGCCGAUGAUACAUUCGCGACCAAUUCUGGCCGUCGCCAAAGGCGCAAGAGCGAAGAGAUCAGGGCAGCGAAGACAAAUGCAGAGCGCUGGGUGGAAGAGCAACAACAGUAUUACAUCGAAGAGCAACGACAGUAUUACAUCGAAGAGCAACGACAGUAUUACAUCGAAGAGCAACGACAGUAUUACAUCAAAGAGCAGGAGCAAAUGCUUCUCGAAGCGGAACGUCAAGAAGAACUCAAAACGGAGCGACUCCAGCAGCAGUAUGCACAGGAGCAAGAGCGCCUGAUCUUUGAAGCCCAACGCAAGAACGCCAUCGAAGAAUACGCUCGCGAUCAACAACUCCUAUUCCUCGAGAUGCAGCACCAGAAGGAAAUCGAAUUGCACCGUCAACUCAACGGUGUCGCCGGUGCUGAGGCCCAAGAUAUCGUCAACCUCAACACCACAACAACGACGGCCAGCGCCGAUGCUUCAUCGAUGCCGCCCGCCGAGUCCCCCAUGCCGGCGUCUGCAGCGGAGAUGUUUUCUACCCAUCUUCACGAGAGCAACAACAACGAUCUCUCGAGUAUGGAUUGGAGAGCUCGACUCAGAGCGCUUGGUAUUCCUAUCUCAAGGCACUCGUACGCCGAAUAUAAGGAUAACGUGUCGGCAAAUCCAAAAUUGCAAAAGUUGCGCGAAGCCUAUGAACGCCGCCCACGACGCUCAAAGCACAAAGAAGAGCGCGAGCCCGAGUCUAAGCCCAGCCACAAUCAAUCAACGGACCCAUCCCAAGCGCAGUCCGAGACGGUUCGUCAAGCCCCGCAGCUUGAAUCAAAGCCUCGUACUCCAGGCAAGGACACUCAAUUGAUAUACCCGACCCUGUCUCAGUCCGUUUACAACCCGGCCUCUUCGAAACCAGCUGGACACCCCGAGAAAGACGACCAGGUCAAGCCGCAUGUUCAGCGUGCAGAGAGGGUAGUUCCGGUCUUUCAAAACUACACAUACAAUAUGCCAACGAUGGAGGAUAACAAGUACACUUCGUCCGGUGAUGAGGAUCUUUUCCAUGGAGGUCCAGUCAAUGGUCAAUCCCGUGUCCCGGAGUCGCGUGGAACAAAGCAACGACGCUAA